Molecule: messenger RNA, 858 nt
Organism: Paramisgurnus dabryanus
Lineage: Eukaryota; Metazoa; Chordata; Actinopteri; Cypriniformes; Cobitidae
Source: RefSeq, a predicted model, not a curated record
AUGCUGCUCGAGCUACCUGCACCCCCAGAACUGGCUAACACCUCCAUUAGACAAUCAGAGAGUCCUGCAUGUUCAGACAUUUCUGGGUGUUCUCGACCAACGCCUCACCAUUCACCCACAAGGUCUAAAUCAUCGGAAGCAUUUAGUCCAGAGUCAGGCAGGUCUAGGCAUUCUCGCACACCUCAGCAUGGAGUUCGAAACCCAUCACAGUCCGGGAGCAGAAAAAGUCGAGCGUCCUCAUCCAGAUCUAUGGGUUCUAGCACACCUCAGCGUGGAGCUCGAAAGCCAUCACACUCCGGGAGCAGAGAAGGUCGGGCAUCCUCAUCAAGAUCUAAGCAUUCUCGCACACCUCAGCAUGGAGUUCGAAACCCAUCACACUCCGGGAGCAGAGAAGGUCGGGCAUCCUCAUCAAGAUCUAGGCAUUCUCGCACACCUCAGCGUGGAGUUCAAAUUCCAUCACAGUUCGAGAGAGGCUUAUUCCCCAUGUCUCAAGCUAAAUAUCAAAAGUCAGUGCUUGGAAAGCUAGUUGAACUUCUGGAUGAGAUAAAAAGAGUUGGAAGGCACUAUGAGCCGCUGAAUUCUGCUUUCCAUGUUGCUAGGCUAGACACCUUAGAGGAUUUUGCUGAAGAAGAGGCACGUCUCAAGGACCGCAACCUCUGGGUACAAAGGGUGUCCCAGCUCUUAAAGGUGGGAGGGAGGAGUAACAAAGACUGCGUCCAUAAAGAAAUGGACAGGCUUUUCACCAAUAGCCUAAUGGCUGCUUUCAACAUGAAGGGGCAGGGUCGUAGUGAGAAAAAAGCCUUCCAGGAUACUGUUUUUUUACUCUGUGGUAACAGCUGCAGUAAUGAAAUGGAGUAA